AAUGUAAACAUGGAAAAACGGGUUGCCUAUCUAUUCGACUCCAGCAGAUGUAUUGGCACCGAUGAGGAUCGAAAAAAUCAAGCUACAUUAUUGGUACAAUCAUUGCAUAAGCUGCUUCAAUAUGCGCAUGGAGAAGAUUACGUUCAAGAUGUUAGUUCGUUUGCAUUUCAAUGGUUGGAAGACAUGCCACGCCAAGACAACAACUAUGAUUGUGGUCUUUUCGUCAUCAAAUAUAUGCAAGGGAAACCUUUGCCUUCGGGUGUAAUCAAGUUUGACUAUUUGCAUAGGGCUCGCUUGUUACUUGAUCUUGUGAUAUACAAGCAUAAUUCAGCUCCUAUUGUUGGUGAUAUCGCGCAAUAUAAAGCUGAACUCAGAGCUAGGGGUGAAUUGAAAUGGAAGUAGAGGCUAACAUGAGCUGGAAAUUAGAUUUU
Molecule: messenger RNA, 431 nt
Organism: Camellia sinensis
Lineage: Eukaryota; Viridiplantae; Streptophyta; Magnoliopsida; Ericales; Theaceae
Source: RefSeq, a predicted model, not a curated record